GGCUGUGCCUGUGUCUGCGAUGCUUACCUGGCCGAAGGGGCUGCUGCAGCUGCUUCUGCUCCAGACCGCCUGGAAAAUGGGGAGCGGCCAGCUCCAUUAUUCUGUGCUGGAGGAAUCCCAGCACGGCACCUUUGUGGGCCGCAUCGCCCAAGAUCUGGGGUUGGAGGUGAGCGAGCUGGUGCCUCGGAUGUUCCGGAUGCUGUCCAAAGGAGAGAAGGACUAUUUUGAGGUAAACCUGCAGAAUGGGAUCUUGUUUGUAAAUUCCCGGAUAGACAGGGAGGGGCUGUGUGCCAAGACUGCAGACUGUGUCCUUCAUCUGGAGGUGAUUGUGGAGAAACCUCUGAGGUUCUUCCAUGUGGAGGUGGAAGUCAAAGACAUGAAUGACAAUGCUCCCGUCUUCUCUGCCAGGGAAAAGAUCCUGAGCAUAUCAGAACUCAUAACCUCUGGCACCCAGUUCCUAUUAGAAGGAGCAUCUGAUGCAGAUAUUGGUACCAAUGCUUUGUUAAUUUACAAGCUCAGUCCAAACAACCAUUUUGCUCUUGAUUCAGGAAAUAAUGAAGAUGGGAGUAAAUCUGUAGUACUUGUGUUAAAGGUUCCACUUGACAGAGAGAAGAACCCUGUCCAUCAUUUAGUACUGACAGCCACUGAUGGGGGUGAACCAAAACUCACAGGAACUGUUCAGCUAGUCAUCAAUGUGCUGGAUGUUAAUGACAACCCUCCUGUAUUUAACCAAUCUGUUUAUAGGAUAAAGCUGCUAGAAAAUACAGCUAGUGGGUCAUUAGUUAUUGCUCUGAAUGCAACAGAUUUAGAUGAGGGGAUUAAUAGGGAAAUCUCUUAUUUUUUUAGUAAUAACCUACCUCAACAUGUCAGAAAUAUGUUUAGUAUAAAUUCUGAUACUGGGGAAAUCAGAGUAAUUGGAAAGUUGGAUUAUGAAGAUAUUAAUUUCUAUGAACUUCAAAUUGUGGCAGAAGAUAAGGGUACUUUAUCUGGACAUUGUAAAGUUCUCAUUGAACUAUUGGACAUAAAUGACAAUAUUCCAGAACUAUCUGUGAAUUCUCUCUCUGUGCCAUUGCCAGAGGACUCCCCUCCAGGGACUGUGGUAGCCAUCCUCAGUGCUUCUGACAGGGAUUCUGGCACCAAUGGACAAAUCAACUGUUUCCUCUUUCCCCCUGGAGUACCCUUCAAACUCGAGUCCACAUUCAAGAACUACUACUCCCUGACUGUUGGUGCAGUCCUAGAUCGAGAGCAGGUGGCUGAGUACAGGAUGGUUGUGACAGUGGAAGAUCAGGGCGUUCCACCCCUGUCUUCUAGCAUCAGCCUCUUAGUGCCUAUCAGUGACAUAAAUGAUAAUGCUCCAGCCUUCACACAGCCCUCCUACACAGUCUUUGUGAAGGAGAACAAUCCCCCUGGUGCUCAC
Molecule: messenger RNA, 1417 nt
Organism: Protobothrops mucrosquamatus (brown spotted pit viper)
Lineage: Eukaryota; Metazoa; Chordata; Lepidosauria; Squamata; Viperidae
Product: protocadherin alpha-5-like
Exons: 1
Biological process (GO): homophilic cell-cell adhesion
Cellular component (GO): plasma membrane
Molecular function (GO): calcium ion binding
Source: RefSeq, a predicted model, not a curated record